Penicillium angulare is the source of this 1347-nucleotide messenger RNA. RefSeq names its product aminotransferase-like domain-containing protein. The transcript is spliced from 3 exons. NCBI's taxonomy places the organism in Eukaryota, Fungi, Ascomycota, Eurotiomycetes, Eurotiales, Aspergillaceae. Gene Ontology annotation, biological process: biosynthetic process. The annotation marks the transcript as partial. The record is from RefSeq and is a predicted model, not a curated record. Gene Ontology annotation, molecular function: pyridoxal phosphate binding; L-2-aminoadipate:2-oxoglutarate transaminase activity.
CAAGCCCAUCCAGCCCACCUAUCAACCAUGUCCAUUCCUACCAACAAGAUUGAUCUACUCUGCGGUUGGCCUAACCCCGCGCUCCUCCCCGCUCCUGAUCUUCUCCGCUCCGCCAGUGAUGUGUUGACCGUCCCUUCUAUCGCCCACCCAGCCUUACUCUAUGGACCCGAUGAAGGCUGGGAGCCUCUUCGAACCCACAUCGCUCAAUGGCUAACAACCUUCUAUCAACCCUGCGCCCCUAUUUCGCCCCAACGCAUCUGUAUCUCGGGCGGAGCUAGCCAAAACCUCGCUUGUGUACUACAGGUCUUUACUGACCCGAUCUACACCCGGAAUGUCUGGAUGGUCGAUCCCACAUUCCAUCUCGCGGGCCGCGUGAUAGAUGACUCUGGCUUCGCUACCCGGGUACGUGGCGUGCCUGAGGACGAGGAAGGGCUUGAUCUAGAUUUCUUGGAGGGCGGAUUACGAACCGCAGAGGAGAAGGCUACCACGGAUGGAAAUACAGAACCGAAGAUGAAACCGCCCAGACCUUGGCGCAAAACAUACAAACACAUCGUGUACUUGGUGCCUACCUUCGCUAAUCCCUCUGGCAAAAUCAUGUCGCUGGGUCAUCGAGAACGACUCGUGAGGAUAGCACGGCAAUAUGAUGUUCUCCUGGUCUCAGAUGAUGUAUACGAUUCAUUACAGUGGCCAUCUACAGAAGGCGAUGAAACAACAUCAACCGAGCAUUCACUCUUUCCCCGACUAAUUGACGUGGACCGGUACCUUGAUGGUGGCCCAAUUGACGAAUGGGGCCACGCACUAAGUAAUGGCAGCUUCAGUAAAUUGAUUGGGCCUGGAACCCGUACCGGAUGGGCAGAGGCAUCUGAAAAGGUUGCCUACGGGUUAUCGCAAGUAGGAUCCUCCCGCAGCGGUGGAGCACCAUCCCAACUAUGCGCAGCGAUAAUAUCCUCGUUAAUCUCGACUGGAUUCCUAGAAUCUCACAUUCGCGACACACUCCGCGUAUCCUACAACGAAAGAUACCAUCUAAUGAUAUCCUCUAUCAAAAAACACCUAGUACCACUUGGAGUCACCCUGCCCGCUAUCACCAGCACAUCCCGCGUGGCAGGUGGAUACUUUAUCUGGAUUACGCUACCGAGCCCCUUAUCCGCGGCGAGUGUAGUCAAGCGGGCUGCGAGCGAGCAAAAUCUGCGCUUAGCGCCUGGUGAACUAUUUCAAGUGGUUGGGGAUACGGAGGCUGAUCCGGCUCGGUUCACGAACAAUAUUCGGCUUUGUUUUGCGUGGGAGGAGCUCAGCCACAUUAGUGAGGGGAUACGUAGACUGGGAGUUGUUGUGGAGCGGAUGGUUUAG